Aureobasidium subglaciale EXF-2481 is the source of this 3090-nucleotide messenger RNA. Its product is annotated as glycosyltransferase family 2 protein. NCBI's taxonomy places the organism in Eukaryota, Fungi, Ascomycota, Dothideomycetes, Dothideales, Saccotheciaceae. Gene Ontology annotation, cellular component: cell periphery; cell septum. The coding region runs from base 405 to 3035 and encodes 876 amino acids. The transcript has 3 exons. The record is from RefSeq and is a predicted model, not a curated record. Gene Ontology annotation, molecular function: chitin synthase activity.
GCAAGAUAUUACCUUCUGUAUGCAUGUUCAGCCAAGCAAACCUGCACGACCAACCUUUUCUGUCUUCUUCCAAUAAAGUUGACUAAGUCUCCGGCCGCUCUCAUCUCGAGACCUGCAUGCUGGCUGCCGCUUAGCUGCAGUACUACCUUGACCAAUCCCGAAAAACAUACUCGCUACCCCUCUCAUUCUACCAACGAAAACUUCGUCUAAUACGAGAUCACGACUUCGCCUAGAGCAGAAAAGCAAAGAAGGUCGAUUUCUGGAAAGUCACCUGUUUCCAAUUUUGUCAUCACCUACUUGACCGCCCUUCCCCUACCUCGAGCAUCAGGUCCGCUCUUUCAUUCGCGCACUCGCCUUCUAUCCUACCGCGCCCAUUCUUUCGCGACUUCUUGAUGUUAUACAACAUGUGGACUGAAAUGUUCAGUCGGGCGGUCAACGAGAAUGGCGUACCAUCGAUUCAUGAUCCCUGGCCAGCAAAGGACAUUGCCUAUACCGCGAUUGUUGGCUCAGUCAUGCUUGCCGCUCUUCUUGAAUGGUUCCUUUGGGUAGCUGCUUUCCUAUAUUGUCUGGUCAAGGUCUACCAAAAGGCGGAGACCCUCAGUAUUAAGGUUCUCGCCAUCAUAAUGAUGUUUGCUUUCACCGCUUUGAGGUGUAUUUUCUUGCCCAUCAUGGUUGUGACACUCCCCCUCCCAAGUCAAGUCGUGCGAUACUUCCCUGAAGCUAUGGUCAGCUUCUUACAAUGGUUUGCCUUCUGGUCUUUUUCUGGAUUGCUCAUCAUACCAUGGCUCAUCUGCGUAUAUCAACUGGUUACCCACUCUGUUGGAAGAACCAAGCGCAUCAAGCAUGUUCUCGACGAAGAUUCUGCACCGAAAGUUGUCAUUAUCAUGCCAUGCUACAAGGAGAUCCCUGAGAUCCUGCUCAGGACGGUUGACUCUCUGGCUGACUGCGAAUAUCCACCAUCGUGUCUCCACAUCUUCCUCUCUUUUGACGGAGACCAAGAAGAUGAACUUUACCUCAAAACAAUCGAGCAGCUCGGCGUCCCUUUGACGCUGGACACAUACCCUAAGAGUAUCGAUGUCACUUACAGGAGCACGCGCGUCACUAUCUCUCGAUUCCCGCACGGAGGCAAGAGACACUGUCAGAAGAAGACUUUCAAGCUGAUUGAUAAGGUGUAUGCUGAGUAUCUGAAACGCAACGAUAAUCUCUUUGUUCUCUUCAUCGACUCUGAUUGUAUCCUGGACAAAGUGUGUAUCCAGAACUUCAUGUACGAGAUGGAACUGAAGCCUGGAAGUAAAAGAAACAUGCUUGCCAUGACCGGAGUCAUCACAUCGACAACGGAAAAGAACAGUCUCAUCACAAUCUUGCAAGACAUGGAGUAUAUCCAUGGCCAGUUGUUCGAACGAUCGGUCGAGUCUGGAUGUGGUGCCGUAACAUGUUUGCCCGGAGCCUUGACAGUCCUACGUUUCUCUGCCUUCAGAGCGAUGGCCAAAUACUACUUUGCGGACAAGGCCGAACAAUGUGAUGACUUGUUUGACUAUGGCAAAUGCCAUCUGGGAGAAGAUAGAUGGCUCACUCAUCUCUUCAUGAUCGGUGCCAAGGAGAAGUACCAGAUACAGAUGAACACAGGAGCAUUCUGCAAAACGGAGGCUGUGCAGACAUAUCAAAGCUUGCUCAAACAACGCAGACGAUGGUUCCUCGGAUUCAUCACCAAUGAGGUUUGCAUGCUUACUGACGUCCGUCUUUGGAGACGCUAUCCCAUCCUCUGUCUAGUUCGAUUUGCACAAAACACAAUUCGAACAACUGCCCUUCUCUUCUUUAUCAUGGUCAUCUCCAUCAUCACAACUUCUCAGAAGAUUGACAAUUUACCUGUUGGGUUCAUUGCUGUAUCCCUUGGGUUAAACUGGGUACUAAUGCUGUAUUUCGGUGCAAAGCUUGGGCGAUACAAGAUCAUGAUGUAUCCUCUGAUGUUCGUCAUCAAUCCAUUCUUCAAUUGGGCAUACAUGGUAUACGGUAUUUUUACUGCAGGACAAAGAACCUGGGGUGGGCCGCGUGCCGAUGCUGGUGCUGCAAACUCUACCACCACACCACAAGCCGCAAUCGAACACGCCGAGGCAACAGGUGACGAUCUGAACAUUGUGCCAGAAACUUUCAAACCAGCAGUCGAAGCAAUCACACGCAAGAAAUCUGUCAAGAACAGAAAUGUGCUACCGGAUCAAGGUCUGGAGGGCAGAUUUGCAGCACCCGAGCUCAUGCCUGGUGGAUGGUACAAGCAAGCGGCCGAGUCCUCCAACACUCUUCCAGAUCUUGCCAACCAUCCUGCCAUGCGUCGUCUGAGUUUCGAGUCCAUCGUGACUGCAACCUCGGGCAACAAUUCAGUCUACCUUCCUCGACGUAUUGAAUCGAUCAUGGGACCCGAAGAUCGCAAUCUGUACCACAAUGCUCAGGCUCAUCAAAGACCAGCUGGUGGGUUACACUACGAACAAGAAGAAUACGAAAUGAGUCGACCUGACACUGGGACAACCCUUAAGGGGGGUUAUUCGGUCUCGGUACGAUCGGCAAGUGAUGAUGAAUCGACCUAUGGACAUGGAAGAAUGAACUCAGAUAACAGCGAUAUGAGUGUAGCACAAGGAAAGGCUCCAGCGGAUAUAGAAAAGACACUAGCAGUCCCUGAAAGAAUCAGGCAAGCAACUGAUCACGGCAGCAAUCGUACUCGAACGGGCAAGAGUCCGUUGGCGCGAAGAAGCUUCGUCAGAUCAGCAUCAGACCUGCUGCCAGACAUGACUGAGGAUCAAGGCGGCCAAGCGAUGGAGAUGAGAGAGCAAAGUAUCGGCCUCAUGGACCCGCGAGCCAGAAGCAACAGUCCUCUGGGCCCCCAAGCUACAGCCGCACCUGCUGCCGCACCAGCACCAGCACCAGCACCAGCACCCGCGCCUAGAAGCCAACCUCCGCAACAAGAAGUCGUGGAAGAAAAGAGCAAAAAGGAGCGAAAGAAGUUGAGUAAGUCUCGAGCUGGCAGCAGUGGGAGUGGAAAGUAGAUGAUUCAAAUAGGUUGGGUAAUGAACGACGAGUAAUAGUAGAAUAUCAAGCCUU